UCCUUAAGAGCAAAAGCUGCAAUCUGUGUGCAGAAAGCUUUUCGUUGCUCGGCGACUAUAAAAGAAAGUUGCACCCAAGGCUGCGCUUUAGUCGUCUGGCUGAUUUGCCAAGCCGCAAUUGGCAAACGCAAAAGUACAACACUGUCUUCAAUUUUAAGCGGGUAACAUUUAUCGGUUAUCGGUUAACAUUUAACGGCCAAUGCAACAGAACCGGCUAAGCCGGUGGCAAAUCGUGAAUUACGUAAGAGUUGCAACGAAAGUGAAAGCAAACAGUAACAGCAUCGCAUGUUGCAUCAUUUGGUUGCAACAACAAGCCAAUAAACAAAAUGUUUUACGCUGUCAUCUUCUUUUCAACAAUUGUGCUGCUCUUCCUAAUCAGCGGCACAAGGAAACCAGAUAAAUUUCCACCAGGUCCACGUUGGUAUCCCAUUGUGGGUAGUGCACUGCAAAUCUCUCACCUGCGCAUGCAAUUGGGCAUGUUCUGCAAGGUGAUCGAUGAGCUGGCCAGGCGCUAUGUGAAUCCCUACGGAUACUAUGGACUGAAGAUUGGCAAGGACAAGGUGGUGAUAGCGUAUACCAAUGAAGCAAUCAGUGAGAUGAUGACAAAUGAGGACAUUGAUGGACGCCCCGAUGGCAUCUUCUAUCGGCUGCGCACAUUUAAUUCCCGUCUGGGUGUUCUCCUCACCGAUGGAGAUAUGUGGGUGGAGCAGCGACGUUUCAUCCUGAGGCACUUGAAGAACUUUGGCUUUGCACGCAGCGGCAUGGUGGACAUUGUGCACAAUGAAGCCAGCUGUCUUCUACAGGACUUGAAGGCCAAGGUCAUGGCAGCAGGUGGGGAGGAGGCCAGGAUCGAGAUGCAUGAUCUGACUAGUGUCUAUGUGUUGAACACCUUGUGGCGCAUGCUGAGUGGAAGACGGUAUGAGCCCGGCUCAGCGGAGAUAACGGAGCUGUUGGAAACUUUCUUUGAGCUGUUUAAGAACAUCGACAUGGUGGGGGCGCUCUUCAGUCACUUCCCUCUGCUCCGCUUUAUUGCGCCUGAUUUUUCUGGUUACAAUGGGUUUGUGGAGAGUCACAGGGCUUUAUACUCGUUUAUGAGCAAGGAGAUUGAGUUGCAUAGAAAGACAUAUCGCAAUUAUGAUGAGCCGCGCGACCUGAUGGACAGCUAUUUGCGCGCCCAGGAGAAGGAUAAGAAGAAUCCCAUGUUCAGCGAUGAGAGUUUAUUGGCCAUAUGCUUGGACAUGUUUUUAGCCGGUUCGGAGACGACCAACAAAAGCUUAGGCUUUUGCUUUAUGCAUCUGAUUAGACAGCCAGAGAUACAGGAACGAGCUUUUGCUGAGAUUAAGGAUGUGGUGGGGUUGGAGCGCAUACCGGAAUGGUCGGAUCGGAGCAAGAUGCCUUACUGUGAGGCCAUUACAUUGGAGGCGGUGCGCAUGUUUAUGCUGCACACCUUCGGUAUUCCUCAUCGUGCUUUGUGCGAUACGCGCCUAUCCGGCUAUGAGAUACCCAAGGAUACGAUGGUAAUUGCCUGUUUCCGUGGCAUGCUUAUCAAUAGUUUUGAUUUUCCUGAACCGGAAGUAUUCGAUCCGGAAAGAUAUCUCGUUGGUGGACAAGUCAAACUGCCAGAGGCAUUUAAUCCAUUCGGCUUUGGACGACAUCGUUGCAUGGGCGACUUACUGGGUCGACAGAAUUUGUUUAUGUUCACCACAACGCUGUUGCAGCACUUUAAAUUGGUUGCCAUUCCUGGCCAGAUGCCCGAAGAGGUGCCGCUCGAGGGUGCCACGGCAGCAGUAAAGCCAUACGAUGCCAUGCUGGUGGCCAGAUCAUGAGCAGCUUUUAAGGAAAUGCAAUUUUUGUUUAAAAUAACAAUAGCAAUAACGGCUAUGGUUUUGCAAUGAGCAACGGUCGAUAUAUAUCAUAGUCUACCAUUUUAUACGCUUUAUACACCACACUUGAUCAAAUGUUAUCGAAUUGCGGGCAACAUUAUCGAUAUUGAAUUAAUUAGAUUAUUCUUGGUACGCACACGCUUACAUAUAUUAUAUAUGCAUUGAGCUGAAGUAAA
Molecule: messenger RNA, 2059 nt
Organism: Drosophila mojavensis
Lineage: Eukaryota; Metazoa; Arthropoda; Insecta; Diptera; Drosophilidae
Gene: Cyp303a1
Product: probable cytochrome P450 303a1
Exons: 2
Coding region: 327-1826 (499 amino acids)
Molecular function (GO): oxidoreductase activity, acting on paired donors, with incorporation or reduction of molecular oxygen; heme binding; monooxygenase activity
Source: RefSeq, a predicted model, not a curated record